Aspergillus calidoustus is the source of this 1149-nucleotide messenger RNA. The record is from the annotation of a GenBank genome assembly. Lineage: Eukaryota; Fungi; Ascomycota; Eurotiomycetes; Eurotiales; Aspergillaceae.
AUGUUACCCACUGAUCAGGAGAUCGGCGCCUCGACGCGGUCUCUGCAUGCAGAUGAUGCGCUCAAUGUCGUUGCAGACGUCGCCCCUCCACUGCACGUUGCGACUACUUUUCGCUACUCGGACGACCCGGACAAGUUGACGCCGGUAGCCGACCUGAGCGGCUACAAUGACGAGGAUAAAACGUCACACGUAUAUUCGCGCCUAACUGCUCCCAACUUUACCCGUUUCGAAACUGUUCUCUCAGCGCUUCUCAAUGGCCAGGCUAUUAGCUACUCUUCUGGACUGUCGGCAUUUCAUGCGGCCCUUACAUUGUUGAACCCUCGUCGGAUCUCGAUCGGCAAUGGCUACCAUGGAUGUCAUGGAGUCAUCGACUUGUUCAGCCGCCUGACCGGCAUGCAAAAGUUGCCUCUGGAUUGUCACCCGGAAGAGUUGCAGGCUGGAGAUGUUAUUCACUUGGAAACUCCUGUGAACCCCGAGGGCACGUCGUUCAACAUUGAGACCUACGCCAAAAAGGCGCACUCUCGAGGAGCGUACCUUAUUGUCGAUGGAACCUUUGCUCCACCUCCCCUUCAAGAUCCCUUCCAAUGGGGUGCGGAUCUCGUGAUGCAUUCGGGAUCCAAAUACUUUGGCGGACACAGCGAUGUCCUUUGUGGUGUGCUUGCGACACAGAACAAAGACUGGGCGCAACAACUAUUUAAAGACAGAGUCUUCUUGGGAAGUGUAAUGGGCAACAUGGAGAGCUGGCUAGGAGUUCGGAGCUUGCGAACCCUGGAGGUUCGGGUGCAACGACUGAGUCAGAACGCGACGAAUCUGGUAUCGUGGCUUCACGACGCACUGCAUGCGCCGAACGCGGCUCCGGGCAGCGACGAAGAGGCGACUCAAAAGGCUCUCGAACAGGUUUUUCACUCGAGUCUACAGAAAGACGACGAGUCCUGGCUGUUGAAGCAGAUGCCCAACGGGUUUGGGCCUGUCUUUUCUAUCACGAUGAAGGAGGAGGAUUACGCUCGCAAACUCCCAAGCAAGCUCGCAUUCUUCCAGCAUGCUACUAGCCUCGGAGGUGUGGAGUCGCUGAUUGAAUGGCGGACGAUGUCUGAUAAGACUGUGGACCGUCGGUUGUUGCGGAUACCAAUGCAAUUUCAUCACAUUUAA